Ilex paraguariensis (yerba mate) is the source of this 1720-nucleotide messenger RNA. The record is from the annotation of a GenBank genome assembly. NCBI's taxonomy places the organism in Eukaryota, Viridiplantae, Streptophyta, Magnoliopsida, Aquifoliales, Aquifoliaceae.
CUCUCACACACACACAAACUUGGUUGAGUUCAAGCGUCUAUUUCUGUACUCGCGCUAACUCCCCUCCAAUUCCUCUCUGAAUCCCAACAGCCCAACAAAAUAAAAUCGAAAUUCCAAAACCCUAGAAAGACACAACCAAUCAUAAGUCUGGAGGGCUAAACCAUAUAGACAUUCCUAUAGCUAGACCUAUAUACGUAUAGAGAGAGUGAAACUCUGAUCGAUACCCUACAAGUCCGCAGUGGACCGAUUAAUGGCGUCGUCGAAGCUGUUGGCUUCUUCGACCUCGCGAAAUUCGGAUCUCAGACGCAAAUCUUCUCUCUCUUCUUCCUCCACAAAAUCCUCAACGAUCUCACAACUUCACACCAAGCACAACCAUACAAAUUCAAUGACCGUCGACGGAUUCUUGCGCAACGUCUACGACACCAAUCACGCCUCCGAAAACACAUUACUGGACGCCGAAAUCACUCUCCUCGACGCCGCCGGUGCCGUCACUGCUAUAAGCGAUAACGAGGCGGGCCCAACUUCGACGCCGAUAAUCCGGCGGCAAGAGAGUGUGCCGAGAAAGACUCUGGACGAUGUGUGGAGGGAGAUAGUGGAGGGAAAGAGAGAGAGGAAGGAGUGUAAAGAGGAGGCGAUGGAUGAAAUGAUGACUUUGGAGGUAUUUUUGGCCAAGGCAGGGGCGGUGGAGGAGGAGGAGGACGUGAAGAUUGAGACGGAGACGUUGAGCGGAGGGGUAUCUGCUUUUGAUAGUCCGGUGGUUCCGGCGCGUCCCGCUUCUUUUGCGGGGACGCCGGCGGCUACACCGAGUUUGGAUGGGGUGAAUGUGGUUGGGUAUGGGAAUGGAGUGGAGGUGAUUGGAGGAAGAGGGAAGAGGAGAGGGACGAUUUUGGAGCCGUUGGAUAAGGCAGCGCAGCAGAGGCAAAAGAGAAUGAUUAAGAACCGGGAGUCUGCUGCCAGGUCUAGGGAGCGAAAGCAGGCAUACCAAGUUGAGCUAGAAUCAAUAGCAGUGAGAUUAGAGGAGGAGAACGAGAGGCUGUUGAAAGAAAAGGAACUGGAAAUGGGUGUUGCUGAAAUUCAAACUUUGAAGCCUCGAAGCUAUGAAUUAAGAAAGUUUACAAGGUUCUUACGUGCAACCUUCAAAGAGAUAGCUUUGAAGACAGCGAGAUUAGGGAGAGACAAAUUGAAAGUUGGGGAUUUGAUUUUUGGUUUGAGGACGGAAGAGGCGGUGAAGGCAGCUGAGCAUACCAAGGAAAGGUUUAAACAGCUAAUGGAGAAAGUGGUCCCAGUUGUGGAGAAGCGAAGACCAGCACGUGUCCUCCGGAGGGUUCGCUCCAUGCAGUGUAUUGUUGAGUUGGAGAUUAAUGACCCUUAUCCAACUUGUGGAGAAGAGAAACUGAGGAAACAUCAUUUCUGCAGAAGUAUCUUCAUUGAAUCAGAUGUUUCUGCUAGAUGGGUGUUCUUGAGAGAAAAGGCAUAUUCCAAUUUAAGUCAUGAAAGUCAUCAUCUAAUGAAUAUGGGACUUCCAUGGAGAUUGGCAGUGCAAGGUGGAUCUAUACUCAGGUGGCAUAAUUUGACACUGCAAAGUCUAAAGGGAGAUCUUGGAUUAGAAGGAUAUGAAGCAUAUUUCCUGGCGUGUGGUGGUCAUACUGGUGGUGGUCUCUGGUGUUUAGCAGGUGUCUCCAAGUGUACGGCCGAUGGAGCUUGGAGCCUUGGACUUUGA